AAGUCAUUUGUUUCUCAUUAAUUUCAAAAUUUAGGCUGCAGAAGCAAGAGUUAAAACUAUAAUACACAAAACAGUCAAAUUGCAAUAAGCAGUGUCUAUAUACAAAGUUGUAUUGUUGGAAUGAAGAUAACGCGACAGCAGCUGAGUCGAAGACCGUGGUAUCGGGAACAUGCCAUUCAAGUUUCUGUGGCCUGUGUGUUUCUAUCGGUUUUGGUAGUCUUUCUGCUGGUCUCUGCGGGAAUCAUUGACGAUGAGACGAAUCCUCGGCCGUUGCUGCAAGUACAAGCAGUACAGCAGCAAGCCAACUCCAAUUUUCCUUCCCAAUAUCCUCCUUUGUCCUGUCAAGAAUGGCUGCGGGAUAUUCCACACUACCGACUGCCGCUGCGGGAUUACGUUCCAGAGUUUCAAGAUCCCAAUCAUGGCAAACAAUUCACACGUGUGACGGACGGAUAUCCCUUCUUCACCAUUGCCUUGCACAAUGAACAAUUCGACCCGGCUCGAUGGUCCAUUGUCAAAUGGGGCCAUUACUACGAGACGGCACUCACGGCGGCAUUUUCCGCCGUGCUCAACGAGACUGUGUCUAGUGAACCCGUCGGUACUACCGUACGUGUCUUGGAUGUCGGUGCCAAUAUUGGCUACUUUUCACUCCUUUCCGCGGGCCAUCACGGGAAUAUUGUAGUGGAUGCCUUUGAACCCAAUCGUGUCAAUGCCUUUCGCAUCUGUCAGAGUUUACAAAUCAAUCAUUGGUUGCCCAACGAGUAUGAAAUCAGACGACAAUCAAGACAACUAUCACAACAAUCCACGGUCAAUUGUCAUCCUUAUGGAAUUGGAAAAGACGUGGGAAAAAUGGUCUUUCACGAAGUGUACAAUCCUGGAGCGGGCAAUUUCGUGGCACAACCCAACGACCACACUCUCUCCAACAGUACGUUGCCCGUCAUUACGUUGGAUGCUUUUGCCGAGAGUCGCGGAUGGUUCAUCUCCAGUAGUAAUACCAAUCGCCCUGUCAUUGCCCUUUUCAAAGUCGACGUCGAAGGAUACGAACUCCACGUCGUACAGGGCGCCACACGCCUACUGAGCAGUCAUCUCAUUCGCAACAUUUUCAUGGAAGUUUCCGCUCGGACGAGGUCCGAAAUUCACGACAGUCGUGCCGCUGUACAACUCAUUGCCGAGGCGGGAUAUGACGUCUAUCAGUACGGAGGAUUCCGAGGUCCCAAACACGUCGUCAAUUGGUCGUCUCGUGAUCCCAAAAAUUUGACCGAUUUGGUCAUUCAGGAAGUCACCAAGAAGCGACAUCCACAACUGAACUUGUGGUGGAAGCUGGCUCCCAAAAACGCCAAAGCGACGACGCAAAUAAGCAAGAAACAAUAAAUGCAGUGGUGUGUGGGAAGAAUACCAAAAUGAAUAAGCGAGGGAUUCAUUGCGGUGGUAUAAUAGGCAGAAUCCCCAACCCGACAAUCGUUCGUCGACCCCCCGACACAAGAAAGUGCAUGGGACUAGGGCAAAAUCGGGGAUUCCGAGUCGAGUGGCCCUUGAAAAAGGAACAACAACGAAAAACAUGGACGCCGGAGACGUUGGUUGCUGCAUGGUACGAGUCAAGUCGAGUCGAGUCACAUUCUGCAGAGCCAUGCAGGGGCCAUCGAUCGUUUUGGCUCUACAUGGAUGGACUAUCUAUCUAUAGAUCCGAGGAGCAAGUCCGUUAGAAGAUCGAGCAGCGUAUCUCUAGUAUGUUGUUUGAUUCAAUAUACAGAUUUUGUUGAGUCAUUGCGGGAGUCAGUGGUAUUCGGCAGUUUCCUGCCGUGCGUCAACUUCAAAGACUUGGACCUCCACUGGGUUGACUAUAGGCGGUGCUUGCGCCCUCAUAGUAAGGGCAACAUCCCUACUAGCUUGAAAGUAUGUUCCGAGGGAUCUUGAUUUGAAGUGUCUAUAUCCUCCUUAGAAUGAGCACACAAAGUACCGUACUAGCAAUAGCAAGUAACACUUGGACUGUCACUCAAACAAAAUUUUAAUUAACAGAACAACAGCCAAGCUAUAGGAAACACAAUGCAU
This is a messenger RNA of Seminavis robusta, 2046 nucleotides long. Lineage: Eukaryota; Bacillariophyta; Bacillariophyceae; Naviculales; Naviculaceae. The record is from the annotation of a GenBank genome assembly.